UUUUCAAUUCACCAAGCAAAAAGGUAAUUUUUACCUUUUUCGCAUUCAUUUAGCAAAAUAGUAAAUAAUACAGUUUUCCCAUUCACUGAUUUAAAAGGUAAAUUCUAGUUGGUUUGGUUGGUUUCUUCAAUAGAAAUGAAAACAAAAUGCAUUCAAAAAUUUAUAUUUACUUGAUAUAAACAGGGACUUUUCAUUAUAUUUAUAUUUGAAAUGUAUCACGGUGUUUGAAAACAAUAAUGAGGUAAGUCCUUUUUUCGCCAGGCUCGUGGCAAUUCGGCUUCGCGUUCUUCCGCGCCAUAAUGACCACUGAAUCCUUCUGCACUGCGUUAACGCAUUCAUGCCCUUCUCCGUUCGACUAAUCCGGUCAGGUCCGGCUUUCCGGAAUGAUAUCUGAAGGAUGACGUAGAAUACACCUCGAAGUUGGGCCGAUCUGAAACAAAAGCAAAGUAUUAUGACGAGAACCAGCACAACUAAAAUAUAUCUAAAAAAACACUUACCAUUCUGUUCCGAUUUUCUCAUAUUGGCACGAAACAAAACUUCUCUUCUGAACGACAAAACAGCUUAACCUCAAUAAAUGGAUUCGCAAAUAGUUACUUUUUUCGAGAUGAAUUGUACCGUUUUGUUUAGCUCAAUCUAGGUCAAUUUCACCUCGCUACGAGGUAAGAUUUACCUUGUUUGGAUUUACUUUUUUUUCUAGGUGAAUUAUACUUUUUCAUUGAGCUCAAUUCAGGUGAACUUUACCUCGCUACGAUGUAAGAUUUACCUUUUUUGGAUUUAACUUUUUUCUCGGUGAAUUGUACCUUUUUUCCAAUCUCGAUGCAGGUAAAUUUUACCUCGCUGUGAAGUGAGUUUCAGCUCGAAGAGGUAGAAGUCAAUGUUCGGAAAAUCGCUCAAGAAAAGCAAUCAGGAUUGGUUUCUAGCUAGAAUACUGAUAUCUCCGAGUGCUGUGAUACACACGUGGUAAAAGUACCCAUUGAAUAUAUGUCGAAAAUCAACACUAACUUGAUACAAGAAAAUAUACCAUGCCCCAUCGGAGGCUACCGUUGCUAUUCGUCACGUGGCUAAUCGACGGUGAUCGACAUACUUGGUGAUACAUUUUGAACGUCGCUCCCUCAAUCAUUCCCGAACGUUCAUCCUCGCAUCAUUGUUGAUAAUAAUCGUUAUUGAUAGACGAUCAUUAAUGUUUCAGAAGGAAAAAUCGGAAGAAAUACCAGGGCCACAUUUUCAAAAUAGCCGUAGCACAUGCUGGACAGUUCAUUGCGGUUACCUGGUCAUGAUUUUGUCCUUCUACGCAUAGCGAAAAAUAAAAAAAAUCAUCUGAUAGCCUACAUAGAUCACUCAAAACUGAUACAUAUCAGUUAUGUAUGAUCCUAAAGGUUGAAAGUCGUCAAGGAAGGAAAUCAGCAUCGAGACGUUCGUUGCUGAUAGUCUGCGUUCUUCUUUACCACAUCAUGUUUUGCAGGAAUGUAUCAAAUUCAGCAGCGUCGUUGUCAUGCAUGAUUGUUCAUAUGAUUUGGUUGGAGAGGAAAAAUUGACUGCUUCGAUUUUUUGGCUCUGAAUGCAGUAAAGCAUGGCUGAUGGAAAAUGAUUGAUUUUCGGAACAUUGGGUAGAAGUUACCUUUUUGGCUUUCACGAGCGUUCACCUUGCUAUCUCGAUAAAUUUUACCUUUUUAUUAUUUUACGUGUACUUGUGGUCCACGUUUCUUUCUGUUUCUGUAAUCCAGAUGUCUCUGCGUUCUCUUCUCCAUGGUAGGCCCAACCAUUUUAUGUUGUUUUUUAUCAUUUUAAUGUUUUUAUGUUAAAAUCAUUGAAAAUAAUUAUAAACUUUUAUUGUUCUUCGGGACUCAGACAUAAAACAUAAGGCUGUGGCUUUGGAAGUACGAUUAAAGCUUAGUUCUUUUAGAAAUGGGACACUUUCAUUUGCUAAUAGCUCUUUAACUAGUUAUCGGAUAUUAAAAAUUUUAACAGCACUUUUUUGUCUGUAAAAAGUACUAUUCGACCUAUUUUUUCCAAAUAUAAAAUUUACGCGUUUUUGAGAUAUGUACGAUGCAAGAGAAAAAGAUAAAAAUAAUUUUGCACAGUUUCCUUAAAAAUUCGUCAUUAUCAAAUUGAUAGCUGACAAAACCGUUGAUUAUUCAAAGAAUUACUGAGUUUUUGUGGUGGAUAAGUAUGCAAACACUGUCAAUAAUGUCCACAAAGUUCAAAUCAAGCAUUGUAGUGAAGCACAUGAUCGGCAACAACGGUUAAGGGUCAUCAAGGAAGUCAAGUCUCAUACCAGCAUUUUUAAUUUUCAAUAAACGAAAAACUAAGGGUAGAUCGCUGAAAUGUCCAAAAAAAUUUUCUCCGAUAAGCUGAAAGUGUUGCCUAGUGAUGACUCAUUAAAAUCCAACCUCAAACAACCAUUUUUUGAUAGUUCCAAAGCUCUUAAGCUGUAAAACCGGUACCAAAAAAAAAACGUUAAAAAAAGUUGUUAAAAAUAAUCAAAUUUGUUCAUUUCGAAACAACUGUAUCCACUAAAAUGCUUCCAGUUUCUUUUAAAAGACAAGUGUUGGACCGAAAAGUAUCAGAAUUUGAAGAAGGAGAGUGCAGCCACCUAAAAUAUAGAUUUUACGAAGUAUAAAUUGGAGAAACUGAUCAAUACCAUGACUGAAAAAAGUGUGCGCCGGCCAAUAGGAGAUACCAAGAAUAAAGUAGAAAUUUCUUUAACAAAAAACGGUAAAUAAUUUUUUUCAAAUUUUUUCAUGAAAUAUCAUAACAUUACCUUCAUUUUCUUCAUAGAAAGUAUUUCGUUCAAACGAAUGGUUUUUGAGAUACACGCAUUCGUAACUGUCCCAUUUCUAAAAGAACUAAGCUUUAGUGAUAGAAGGUAAUAAAUGCAUUGUUUUAUUUUUUUUUUUCAAAACAUUGAAAUUCAGCAGUAGAGAAAAUAAAAAAAUGGGAUGCAUAAAUUCAGAGGAUUCUGCUAGUAUCCCGGGGAAAAAUCAAAAGCCAUCAUAGUCAUUUGCAGCAACUGAAACAAUAUUUUCGCGUGAUCGUUCUGAAACUCUGAAAAACGCUACAUAUCUAAAUUAAAGACAAAAAACAUCAUAUUUGAAUGAUGUUCUGUGUUCUGCCAAUAGAUUAAAAACGAUGUUGAAAUUUAUUUUUGUCCCAAUGUCCCAAAUAGUUAGGAAAAAGGAUGAUAUGCAGUUCGAAAUACUAAAGUUGAGCAAUAAAAUUUUGUAGGAUUAAAACAUCUUGAGAACUUGAAAUCUUUAAGUACACGGAAAAUAAAAAAAAGGUAAAAUUUACCUUUUUGCGAGGUGAUUUUUUUCCACCCUUCUUUCGAAGUAAAUUUUACCUUUUUUUCAUUCACCUAGCGAAAAGGUAAAUUCUACCUUUUUCGAAUUCACCUAGCAAAAAGAUAAAUUUAACCUUUUUCGCAUUCACUUAGCAAACAAUACCUUUUUCCCAUUCACUGAUUUAAAAGGUAAAUGCCAGUUCGUUUGAUUGGUUUCUUCAAUAAAAAAUAAAACAAAAUUCAUUCAAAAUUUGAUAUUUAUUUUAAAUAAAUGGGGACUUUCACCUUAUCUUAAUAUUUGGAACGUAUCCCCGUUUUUAAAAAAUUGUUGAGGCAAGUCCUUUCUUUGCCAGGCUCGUGACAAUUCGGCUUUUGCGUUCUCCCGAGCCACCAUGGCCGCUGAAUCCUUCUGCAUUGCGUUAACACACCACAACAUUCAUGUCCUUCUUCGCUCUGUGGGCCGGUCUGAAACAAAAGCAAAGUUUUCAACGAGAACCAUCACAACUGAAUGAUAUCUAAGAAAACACUUACCAUUUCCGAUUUUAACAUAUUGGGCACGAAGCAAAACUUCCUUCCUGAACGACAAAACAGCUUAACCUCAAUAAACGGUGUUGGCAAACUUUUUUUUCGAGAUGAAUUGUACCGUUUUGUUUAGCUCAAUCUAGAUCAACUUCACCUCGCAACCAGGUAAGUUUCACCUUUUUUGAAUUCACCUUUUUUCUCGGUGAAUUGUACCUUUUUUUCAACCUCGAUUCAGUUACCUUUACCUUACCUUUUUGUUACCUUUUUGGCUUUUACGAGCGUUCACCUUGCUAUCUCGGUAAAUUUUACCUUUUUAUUAUUUUCCGUGUAAUGUUGUGAAAAUCGGUUCAGAUAAAGGGUGUUCACGAUAAUAUUGCUACACACAAAAUGGUUCGCUAAAUUCGAGUUUUCAUCCUAUUGCCAUCAAAUUUUCAGGGAUUGAAAAAUAAGUAUCAAAAUUUAUGUAACCAUUUUACUCGUAUUCUAUUUACGUCCAUACGCAAAUGCCCGCAACUUGGCUUUAACCCCGGCCAUAAGUUUCUGCACAACCUGUGAAUCAACCGUUUUUUGCAUGUAAACCCGUACUUUCUUCAUUACCUUAGGUCGUUUAAGAAGGUGCUGCUUCAUAAUCUCCCAGUACUUCUCGAUGGGGCGGAGCUCCGAAGUGUUGGGAGGGUUGAACAUUUUCGGCACGUAAUUUAUGGGGGCUGGAAAUUCGGCCGAAGGCCGAUAGGCUGAAAGAUGUUAGGCCGAAGGUCGCUAGGCCGAAUGGGUUAAAAGGCCGAUGGAUGUUCGGCCGAAUAGGACAAUAGGCCGAAUGCGACAUUAGGCCGAAGGUUAUUUGGCCGUAUAUUAUUUGGCCGAAUGUAUGUUAGGCCGAAUGGUCAUUCGGCCGAAUAGUCAUCAGGCCGAAUGGACAAUAGGCCGAAUGGUCAUCAGGCCGAAUGGUCACUAGGCCGAAUGAUCGGUAGGCCGAAAGGUCACUAAGCCGAAUGGUCAUUUGGCCGAACGGUCAUUUGGCCGAAUGGUCAUUAGGCAGAAUAGUCAUUUGGCCGAAUGGUCAUUAGGCAGAAUGGUCAUUUGGCCGAAUGGUCAUUAGGCAGAAUGGUCUCAAGGUCGAAAGGUUGUAAGGCCGAAUGGUUGCUAGGCCGAAAGAUCGUUAUGCCGAAUGGUCGUCGGACCAAACGGUCGUAAAGGCGAAUGGAUGCUAGGCCGAAAGGUCGUUGGACCGAAUGGUUGUAAGGCCAAAUGGAUGCUAGAAGGUCGUUAGGCCGAAUAGCCAUUAGGCCGAAUGGUUGUUAGGCUGAAUGGUCGUUGGGCCGAAUUUAUGCUAGGCCUAUAAGACAUAUUAUCGCUUUCUUGCAUGUCAGACCGAUCAGCAGUUAGGCCGAUCAGAACAUUCGGCCUAACAGCCAUUCGGCCAAACGACCUUUCGGCCUAGCAUGCAGUCAAGUGUAAAAGAUUUCUAAUUGACCUAGAAACCAUUCAUGACGAUCAUUCAGCCUUAUGGCCAUUCGGCCUAACGAACAUUCGGCUUUACGACCUUUUGGCCUAGCAUCCAUUCGCCCUUACGACCAUUCGGCCUUACGACCUUUCGGCCUAACAUCCAUUCGGCCUUAAGACCUUUCGGCCUUACGAAUAUUCGGCCUUGCGACCAUUCGGCCUUACGACCAUUCGGCCUAAUGACCAUUCGGCUUAGUAACCUUUCGGCCGAAUGACCAUUCGGCCUAAAGACCAUUCGGCAUAGUGACCAUUCGGCCAAAUGAGCAUUCGGCCUAGUGAUCAUUCGGCCGAACAUCCUUUCGGCCUUGUGUCCUUUCGGCCUAACAGCAUUCGGCUGGAUAACCGUUGGCUGAAUAACCCAUUCGGCCUAGUGGCCUGUUCGGCCAGAUAGCCCAUUCGGCCUAAAAUCCAUCGGCUGAAUGACCUUCGGCCAAAUGGCUUUCGGCCGAAUGACCCAGCCUCGUAAUUUACCUUAUUGUCCGCAUACUACUUCAGCACGUCCUUAGAGUAGUGGCAUGAGGCCAAAUCCGGCCAGAAGAUUGUUGGGACGUUGUGGGCAUUCAGGAGAGGAAGCAGCCGCUUAUGGAGUCGCUCUUUAUUGUACACCUGUUCGUUCAUCGUGUCCUGGGUUACGAAAGGUGCACUCCGCUUCCCGUACGUGCAGAUGGCUUGCAAAACCAGGAAUUCAUUCACAAAUUUGGACAUCUUCAGAGUGCGGACAUGCUCCGGAACGCUGAAUUUAUCCUUGGCCGUGAAAAACAGGAACGAUGCGAGAGAUCCUGGUUCUCGUGAUGAAUGCGCAAAAUUUUAUCACGCACGAGCUGUUCUUUCGACUCUACUUCGGCGAGUUUUGAUCACAGGACUUUAAAACAGGAUGUAAACAAUGCACUAUGAACUAAAUCCAUCCAAAUUUUCAUUAAAUUCUACCCAACGGUUAAAAAGUUAAAAAGAGAAAUUUCAUAGUGUGGCAAUUUCAUCGUGGACACCCUUUACAAGGUGUGAGAUCUGGCGUCCACAACUUUUUCAAACUUGGACCUUAGUGCAAUAAAACGGGUUGGAAAUUGUAUAUUAAAAAUGCUUUUGAGAAAAGUAUAUCUUGAGUAUACAAACAGUUAGUGGUUCAUCAAAAGCGGUAUAAUUCACGAAAGACUUUUAUUCUGAAGCUUUUUCCAGCACCAAUUCCACUGUGAACGUCAACGCAUUGAAGUUUCUUCUCCGCAUUUUCCCGCAAUCGUUUCCCGUGCCUGGAGUGGGUGAGUGCGUUUUCGGGAAAAUCUCACUUACACCUGCUGUGUGAGUGUAUGAGCGCCUGGAAGUGGAGUCUCACUCCACGCAGCCGAAGGAGUGAGAAAAAAGGAACACGAUGGGAAAUUGGAUACUGGUUCCGACAAUUUUACCGCCUCUCCUCCUGGGUCCCUCCUUCCCACCGGACCUCUAAUGGAUGCCGCAAAGCUAUGCAAGGUAAUCGAAGGAAAAACGUGGUUGAGACAGAGGACACGAUCCAUUUGGAGAAUUUGGCAGCUGUCGGUCUCGAGCUUUGGAGCUGAACUUUGGAACCCGGUCUCGUCAGUCGGUUUUCGGAAGUGGCCAAGACAGGAAGUGCGCGCUGUUCGUGUUGUUUAUGUUUAGUGGGUGUUUCUCAGAGGAGCCAGUCAAGAAGAACGAAUCCUAUCACGGCGAGAAGAGAAUGAAAAUUUGAAGCUUUCCCAGAUUUUCCAGUGUGUGUGGAUGUGUGAGCUGGUUCGUUCUGUUUUUGUUUCCUUGAGACGGAAGACGAUUCGGGGAGUGUAGUUUUUAUGUUGUGCGAAUAAUCGACUAAGCAUUUUUGAUUUCAUACAUUGCCAGUAGUGAGUUUUGGUGGGAAAUUGUUGUGCAGGUGUAAAAGUGUUUAUUCGUACAGUGCAUUUCAUUUCAAUGAGUCAUAAUCUGGAGAUAGAAUCGCCUUACUUUAUGCCAACAGAUAAGUUAUCUCACGACGAGGGAGCUUUGGAAGAAAGUAAAAGUUGACUGACACAGUUUUCUAUUCCCAGAUUCCUCGAACUGAAGCAACGAAAUCUAAAAUAUCAAAACAAAACAAUCAUCCAUCGAGCUAAAUUUGAACAAAAAUACUGCCCACUCUCAAAGGGACCACCGUUUUGUAGUACCAUUUUUGGUAGGACCCUUUUUUAAGUCAAAAGAACACUAACUUUCCGUCAAAAUUGCGGCCCCAGCAGCGGCUGCAGCGGUCGUGGUGGCCAGACCGAUUAAAAUGCGACUGAAAAGUGCCGGCAAAAGUUUUCGCCGGCACAAGGCCAAACACGCUCAGGAUUUUCCCCAGCCAUGCGAGGUGACGGAGGCAUCCCUGGAGCUAUGGCGCACCCUGCCGCCCAAGAUCCGGCAGGACCCCAGUAUGGUGUCCUUCCAGCAGGUGGAACUGGAGCAUGCCCGGCUGCACGGUGACGAUCACGAAGACUCCUUUCCGGAGAUCCAGCAGCUGGAGUACGAGGUUGAGGAGGAAGAGGAGGAUGAGGACGACGAUGAUGAUGACGACAACGGCAACGAGUUCAUCACCAUCAAUGUCACCAACGAGCAGGGCCAGCAUCGCGAAGUGGAUCACAUCAAAGAGAAAAAAGACAUCCCGAAGCCGCAUGUUCAUCACUUGGCCGGUCAUUACAUUGGUAACAUAACCCCACCGAAACACGAUGACCUCAACGAUACCGGCCAAAAUCACUCGGAUGAGGACAAUCCGUUCCGAAAGUAUACCAAGAUUAUCUGCCUGUUCAUCACCUGGAUGGUGAUAAUCGGUUUUUUGGUGGUCAAAGAUGAGAAGCUGAUUCAUCCGAAGCAUUUGUCAGUUCCGGAUGGUCGAACUCGAUCUUAUGUGCUGCCGAAAGUUCCGUUGAGCACUCGGGUGAGAUUUACGUUUGAGGGAACCUUCCUCGGGGAACCGUACACCAACAUUACAGUGAACUAUUUGACAAUCUAUCUGCAAUCAAUGAGCUCCACAUUGGAAGGGAAUAUGACUGAAGAAUCGGUACCACCGAAUGCGAUCCAUAACAUCAGCGAACCUUGGCACAUUCCCAUAGUUCACCCGUAUCUGUUCGAUAGUGCACCGAUCCUGAAGAAACAGCACAUUUUCGAGAUGAGUGAUAGUAGCUAUGAGCGGAUUCACGAGGAAAAGGCUGCCGUUCGGCUGAUGGUCAAAAGCAACAUCAAGGCUCCGAUGCCAAUUUCGGUGCAAUACGAUCAUGCUCCGGUCAAACGAGACGUCGGGGUGAUCUACGCCGCUUUCGUCCUCAUAUUCCUGUACGCCCUGAUCGUGUGGGAAAUUGUCCAUCGAACGUUUGCUGCCGUCAUCGCAUCGACGUUGGCCAUUUCGAUUCUGGCAGCCCUGAACGAUCGACCCACGAUGGAGGACAUCGUGGGGUGGAUCGAUGUGGAAACCAUUCUGCUGCUGUUCUCGAUGAUGAUCUUGGUUGCGAUCAUGGCCGAAACGGGAAUUUUCGACUACGUGGCUGUGUGGAUCUAUAAGAUCACCAACGGUAAAAUAUGGAAUCUUAUUCAUUGUUUGUGUAUAUGUACGACGUUGAUUUCCUCAUUUUUGGAUAACGUGACAACGGUGCUACUGAUGGCUCCAAUCACUAUAAGGUUAUGCGAGGUGAUGGAUAUGAAUCCUGUGCCGGUGCUGAUGGCGAUAACGGUUCACGCCAAUAUCGGAGGAACGAUGACCCCGGUUGGGGAUCCUCCGAAUAUCAUUAUCACCUCGAACCAGUACAUUCUGAAACACGGUGUAACAUUUUUGACCUUCACCGCCCACAUGAUGGUGGGCGUAAUCAUCGUCGUGAUAGCAACGAACAUCCACCUGCGGUUGAAGUACCGCAACAUCAACAACCUCCGCAUGCACGAACCCAAGGAGAUCAAAGAGCUGCGCCGUAACAUCAAGGUGUGGGAACGAGCAGCAGGGAAAAUCCCACCUUAUUCCAAAGAUGCCAACAUUGUACGCGAAACUUUGAUGAAGAAGGUCCAUUUGCUGAGGCACGAACUAAAGAAAAAGAUGACCAAGGGUUGCGUCCCGGAGGAGCUGUACCGAUCGACUCUGGACGAGUUGCAGAAGGAACAUCCGAUCAAGAACAAGGGGCUGCUGAUCAAAUCCGGGAUCGUUUGUGCGUUCAUCAUAUCGCUGUUCUUCCUGGAGUCGAUCCCGGAACUGCGCCGACUUUCUUCCGGGUGGGCUGCCCUUCUGGGCGUAGUUCUUCUGUUGAUCAUUUCCGAUAAAAACGACAUGGACGCCGUGCUGUCCCGCAUCGAAUGGCCGACGUUGUUAUUUUUCGCGGCCAUGUUUACCCUGAUGGAAGCGGUCGAAAGGAUGGGGCUGAUCGAUUGGAUUGGCCAUGCCACCGAAUCGAUUAUCUUAUCGGUAUCGGAAGAUCUUCGACUGGCGGUUGCCAUCAUCAUAAUUCUCUGGAUAUCGGCUCUGACAUCAGCCUUCGUAGAUAGCAUUCCCGUUACGGCCAUGAUGGUGAAGAUAGUAGUGGCCCUGUCGGAGAAAUCUUCCCUGGGACUGCCACUGCAGCCGCUGGUUUGGGCACUGGCUUUCGGUCCCUGUUUGGGAGGCAACGGAACCCUUGUGGGAGCAUCGGCCAAUGUCAUUUGUGCUGGAAUAGCGGAACAGCACGGAUAUCGGUUCAGUUUCAUGGACUAUUUUAAGCUCGGAUUUCCCAUCAUGUUAGUUAGUGUUAUUGUGACCACCGGAUAUCUCAUUAUGGCCCACGUUGUCUUUGCCUGGCAUUAGGCGUGUGGAUGCCCUCUCUCUCUCUCUCUUAAGGAUGAGACCAGUUAAAAACUGAACAAUUCAACUGAUGUAACUGAAAAAAACCUUUCGCCUUUCGAGUGAAGAAUCCCAAGAAAGAGGAAUAAAACGAUUUAGGAAAAAAGUCUUUGAGCUAAAACUAAAAAAAAGAAAGUUUGUAUUUAUUUUGCAGUUAAUAUACAUGUUCUCCAAAUCUACAUAAACUACGAUAUACAAACCAAACCAAACCAUUGAAUGUAGUACGUGUUUUUCAAAUUCUGUAUUUCUCCAUCUCUAUUGUCUCAAGGUUAAGUUAAGUUCAAAGAAUAAAC
Uranotaenia lowii is the source of this 10405-nucleotide messenger RNA. Its product is annotated as P protein-like. The coding region runs from base 7554 to 10076 and encodes 840 amino acids. The record is from RefSeq and is a predicted model, not a curated record. Gene Ontology annotation, biological process: transmembrane transport. The transcript is spliced from 12 exons. Gene Ontology annotation, cellular component: membrane. NCBI's taxonomy places the organism in Eukaryota, Metazoa, Arthropoda, Insecta, Diptera, Culicidae.